AUGACAAAAGAACCAUCGGCCCAGUCUUACGCAAUCCUCGUCCCGUCCGGCCAUCAGCUGAGCGGCUUCAUCCCACGACCUGCACCAUGGCCGCCCUUAUUGCCCGCUCCGUGGCCCGCACCGCCCGCCAGGGGGUUCAGGUGACCUCCAUCAGGUGCGCCAACAAAAUGAUGGCUGACCCCCUGGAACACGCAACAGGACUGGAAAAGCAGGAAAUGCUGGCUAAGGCUGCUGGAAAUGAUAACUUCUUUGACAUGCGUGUGUACAAGCGUGUGAGUGGAGCCAAAGCCAACCCAACUGUUGUCCCCUCCUUCUACGAGAAGAGGCUGGUGGGCUGCAUAUGUGAAGAGGACGCCACCUGCAUCAACUGGAUGUGGCUGGAGAAGGGGGAAACCAAGCGAUGUGAAUGUGGUUACUGGUUCCAGCUGGCUGAUGCCAAGCCUGGAGUUUAACAUGGCCUAAAUUUAUGAACAUCUUCAGUUUAAGAUUUCAUAAAUUUUUCAUAAUUAAGUUGAUUGAUGGUGCCCUUUGUCAUUCCUACCCCUUAUUCUCUUGUACAUAAAACACACUGGUUACUUCAGAUCAUUCAGAUCAUAAGACUCUGAAAUAAUAUAAUUCUGAAGUUGUGAAGUUUGAGCAUCUUGUAUUUAUGUAUGUAGAACUCAAAAUAAAAUCUACAACUAUAAA
Messenger RNA from Eriocheir sinensis (Chinese mitten crab), 687 nucleotides. RefSeq names its product cytochrome c oxidase subunit 5B, mitochondrial-like. Gene Ontology annotation, biological process: mitochondrial electron transport, cytochrome c to oxygen. Gene Ontology annotation, cellular component: mitochondrial envelope. The record is from RefSeq and is a predicted model, not a curated record. Bases 87 to 452 code for a protein of 121 amino acids. Lineage: Eukaryota; Metazoa; Arthropoda; Malacostraca; Decapoda; Varunidae. The transcript has 3 exons.